This is a messenger RNA of Impatiens glandulifera, 1278 nucleotides long. RefSeq names its product glycine-rich cell wall structural protein 1-like. The coding region runs from base 1 to 1278 and encodes 425 amino acids. The record is from RefSeq and is a predicted model, not a curated record. Lineage: Eukaryota; Viridiplantae; Streptophyta; Magnoliopsida; Ericales; Balsaminaceae. The transcript has a single exon.
AUGGAGAUAACAAGUAGAUGGGUUUGCUUCUUCUUUCUCUGCUUUAGUGUUGCUCUCCACUUGAGCACAAUUGCUCUUGCGGAUGGCAAGGUUCAAACGGAGGGGUGGGGUAGGGACAGGUUUGGAGGUAGGCGUGGUGGACUGGGAGGCCGCGGACCUGGUGGCCGAGGACUUGGCGGUGGUAUUGGAGGAGGAGGAGGGUUCGGUGGUGGUGGAGGUGGUGGCAUUGGAGGUGGCGCUGGACAUGGAGGUGGAUUUGGUGCUGGUGGUGGAGUAGGUGGUGGCGCUGGAGGAGGUGUUGGUGGAGGUGGUGGAUUUGGCGGCGGUGGAGGAGGAGGUGUUGGUGGAGGUAAGGGUGGUGGCUUUGGUGCUGGUGGAGGUGUUGGGGGUGGUGGAGGAGCUGGAGGAGGUGUUGGCGGAGGUGGUGGACUUGGAGGGGGAGGUGGUGGUGGUGUUGGCGGAGGGUCAGGACAUGGUGGUGGGUUUGGAGCUGGUGGGGGUGUAGGAGGUGGUGCUGGAGGAGGUUUGGGUGGAGGCGGUGGACUUGGAGGAGGAGGAGGUGGUGGUGGUGGUGUUGGUGGAGGGUCAGGACAUGGUGGUGGGUUUGGAGCUGGUGGAGGUGUAGGAGGUGGUGCUGGAGGAGGUUUGGGUGGAGGAGGUGGUGCUGGAGGAGGUGGUGGUGGUGGUGUAGGCGGUGGAUCAGGACAUGGUGGUGGGUUUGGAGCUGGUGGAGGUGUAGGCGGUGGUGCAGGAACUGGAGGAGGUGUAGGUGGAGGAGGUGGAUUUGGAGGUGGUGGCGGUGGUGGAACUGGUGGUGGGUCAGGCCAUGGUGGUGGUUUUGGAGCUGGGGGAGGUGUAGGUGGUGGUGGUGGUGCGGGUGGAGGAAUUGGUGGUGGUGGUGGAGGAGGUAGUGGUGGUGGAGGUGGUAUUGGAGGAGGAUCAGGCCACGGUGGAGGCUUUGGUGCCGGUGGUGGCGUUGGAGGUGGAGCUGGUGGAGGAAUUGGUGCUGGUGGUGGAGGAGGAAGUGGUGGUGGAGGAGGUCUUGGUGGUGGAUCAGGUCAUGGUGGAGGAUUUGGUGCAGGUGGGGGUGUUGGUGGUGGUGGUGGUCUUGGAGGUGGACAUGGAAUUGGGGGAGGUGGUGGCGGUGGUCUUGGAGGUGGACAUGGAAUUGGGGGAGGUGGUGGAGUUGGGGUAGGCAUUGGGAUUGGCGUUGGGGUUGGAGUUGGCGGUGGAGCUGGAGGAGGCGCCGGUGGUGGUGCUGGUGGAGGAGGAAGAUAA